AUGCUGGGUCGCGAAGCAUUGCGCGAACUCCGCCACUCGGGUGGAACAGCUGGAACUAUUUCGGAUGAUUGCUGGCAAGCAGACUCUCGAGACUCUGAGGGUCGCCUGGUGGCAUCCCCGGUCUCCUUCCCGUCAGGGAUCAAGGCCCUUGCGGACUAUGUGCACAGCAAGGGGCUCAAGCUGGGCAUCUACGCCGAUGCUGGCCUUCGCACGUGUGCCUUGAAGCCAGGCUCGCUGUGGCACGAGGCAGUAGAUGCUGCCACCUUCGCUGAAUGGGUGGGUGUUACACGCAUGCCCUCUGAUGCCCAAAUGCUCUCAACUCAAGCACCAGCAACUGUGGCACCUGACUCUCCACCCACCCCCACCAGCGUUCGCACAUGCGCAUUGAAGCCUGGCUCGCUGUGGCAUGAGGCAGUGGAUGCAGCCACCUUCGCUGAAUGGCAUGGCACAAGUGCGUUGAAGCCUGGUUCGCUGUGGCACGAGACAGUGGAUGCAGCCACCUUCGCUGAAUGGGGAGUGGAUUAUCUCAAGUACGACAACUGCUACAACGAUGGGAGUCCCAGCAUAAAGCGCUACACGAUCAUGCGCAAUGCAUUGGAGGCCACUGGGAGAGACAUAUUCUUCUCCAUGUGCGACUGGGGCCAGGAUCUCCCUGCUCUGUGGGCGUAUGGCGUGGCAGACACAUGGCGCACCACCCGUGACAUUGAGGACACGUGGAGCAGCAUGAUGCGCAUUGCAGACAUCAACAACAAGUGGGCCAAAUACGCCAAACCAGGCGGGUGGAACGACCCAGACAUGCUGCAGGUGGGGAAUGGCGGCAUGAGGCAGUCGGAGUAUCGUGUGCACUUCAGCCUCUGGGCCAUCAUGAAGGCGCCUCUGCUGAUUGUCUGUGAUCUCUCUGCUGCCUCGAACGAGACCAUGAGCAUUCUGAGCAACAACGAAGUGAUAGCCGUCAACCAGGAUUCACUGGGAGUUCAGGCACGAAAGGUGCAUAUUUCCCACAACUCGUCGGUGGAGGUCUGGUCCGGGCCUCUGUCUGAUGAUCGGCAAGUAGUGGCUUUGGUGAAUCGUGGUGCGAGGAGCGAGAAUGUGACCGUCAGCUGGAAAUCAAUAGGGCUGAAUGCGGUGCAGCGGAUGUAUGCGCGAGACCUCUGGAAGAAAUCCACCUUGGAUUCCGCCUUCUCUGGAGAGAUGAGUGCUCGUGUUGCGAGCCAUGACGUGCGACUCUUUGUGAUCUGGCCCGCUCCAGAUGUCUAA
Messenger RNA from Closterium sp. Yama58-4, 1257 nucleotides. NCBI's taxonomy places the organism in Eukaryota, Viridiplantae, Streptophyta, Zygnematophyceae, Desmidiales, Closteriaceae. The record is from the annotation of a GenBank genome assembly.